This is a messenger RNA of Diaporthe amygdali, 852 nucleotides long. RefSeq names its product short-chain dehydrogenase reductase. Gene Ontology annotation, biological process: triglyceride catabolic process; phosphatidic acid biosynthetic process. The coding region runs from base 1 to 852 and encodes 283 amino acids. Gene Ontology annotation, cellular component: lipid droplet; endoplasmic reticulum. NCBI's taxonomy places the organism in Eukaryota, Fungi, Ascomycota, Sordariomycetes, Diaporthales, Diaporthaceae. The record is from RefSeq and is a predicted model, not a curated record. The transcript has 2 exons. Gene Ontology annotation, molecular function: acylglycerone-phosphate reductase (NADP+) activity; triacylglycerol lipase activity.
AUGGCUCCCAAAUCAAUUCUCAUCACUGGCUGCAGCAAAGGCGGUAUCGGCGAUGGGCUAGCACGUGAGUUCAAGUCCCGAGGCCUGCGAGUCUUCGCAGCGGGACGCGACUCAGCCAAGAUGGCCCACCUGCACGACCUGGGCAUCACGGUCCUCAUCCUGGACGUCACUGACUCGGAAUCGGUCGCUACAGCGGCCGAGACCGUGCGCCUGGCCACCGAUGGUCGCGGGCUGGACAUUCUCAUCAACAACGCCGGUGUCGACCAUGUGAUGCCCUUUGCCGACUGCGCCAUCGACGACAUCCGGCGCGUCUUCGACACCAACGUCAUCGGCGUCUUUGCCGUGACCCAGGCCUUCCUGCCGCAGCUCAUCGAGACCAAGGGCACGGUCGCGAACAUCGGGUCUGUCAAUGAGAUCUUCUUGCCGCCGUUCCAGGCAGCCUACAAUGCCAGCAAAGCGGCCAUCGCGGCCUUCGCCGACACCAUCAGGACCGAGCUGUUGCCUUUUGGCGUGAAGGUCAUCCACAUCAAGACCGGCGCCGUGAAGACCAACCUCUUCAGGUCUGAACACCCAGGCGACAAGAUGCCUUCGGGAAGUAUCUACUCCCCCUGCAAAGAUCAGUGUGAGAACCGUACGUUCUUAGAAGGGACUAAGUUUGCCACCCCGGAGGAGUUCGCGAAGGAGGUUGCGGACGACCUGCUGGGCAAUCCGGGUGCAGUUCUGUGGAAGGGGCCGACUGCUGGCAUAGGACGGCUGCUGAGCUACUUCGGCUGGCCUGGGAUCAUGAAUUCCGUGUAUUUGAAGAACUUUGGCCUGAACGCCCUCAUGUCGCCGAAGUCGAAGUCGGUCUAG